Messenger RNA from Chrysoperla carnea, 3193 nucleotides. Its product is annotated as RNA-binding protein 33-like. The record is from RefSeq and is a predicted model, not a curated record. Bases 175 to 3024 code for a protein of 949 amino acids. NCBI's taxonomy places the organism in Eukaryota, Metazoa, Arthropoda, Insecta, Neuroptera, Chrysopidae. Gene Ontology annotation, molecular function: RNA binding. The transcript is spliced from 8 exons.
UUGUAAUCUUGCAUAAAAAAAGUGUCGAUUCUUAGUAUUUUCGAGUUAAAUUUCGUAGAAAAUUAGAAUUUGAACAAAAUUUUUUGUGAAGAACUAUAAAAAAUUGAAAUAUAAUGUGAAAUAACAUUUAAUUGUGAUAUUUUAAGUAUCGAAAAUAAUUUACGAUAUAUCAGAAUGGCAGAACAUGAUGAAGAAGCUCUUUUACAAGAAGAGCUAGAUUUAGAUUACGAGGUGGAUGAUGAGCUUCCUGAAGAGGAAUUAUUAGGUGACAAUGAUGAUUUUGACUUGGAGGACAAUGAAGCUUACCACGAAGAACAUGGCACUGGGGAUGAUGGCGAUAAUGAGGCGCAUACAACACAAGAACAGGAAGAGGAUAUUUUGGAUUUAGGUGUGACGGAUACUGGUAUUGAUGAUUUAGAUGAAGAGGGCUUUCAAAACAGCCAAGGAGGUGAUGAUUCAAUAAACCAAAAGAAAGAACGUGACAGAUUUCACAGUGAACGUAACACGUCGGGACAUACUCCGAUAGUUUUCGAUGGAUCUAAUGAAGACGGAAUGGUGGGAUCAACUCCGAAAAAUCAAAAAUAUGCCCAAAAAUACCAACGCAUUAUAAAUAGUGCCAAUUUUCGAGGUCGAGGUGGUCGUGGUAAUUUUCGCGGAAACAAUCGUGGAAAUUUCCAUAAUGUGAACAAUAAUCAUAACAGAAGUGGAUUUGUACAUAGUAGACUCGGAUACAGACAACAGCAGGGUACAGUAGAUAUUCAAAAUAUAAAUAAACACCAACCUUUGGAAUCAAAUAAAGUACUUAUAAAUCCACACUUUAGGGGCAAUGUUCAACCUAGUAGGGAUGCUCGUUUAGUAUGGGACACACAAGUUCAACAAACCCAACAAUAUCAACAACAACCUUUCCAAAAUUUGGGUAAUUUUUCACAACCAAUAAUGCAACAUCAACUUCAACCUCAACCUCAACAACAUCCUCCACCUCAACAGAUACAAUUAGCACCGAAUGUUAUACAUCAAACUAAUUGGAAUAAUCCACCACCACAUCAAAAUUAUCCUGUUGAAGGGCAUUAUAAUCAACAACCUAACGCUCAAGUGGGUAUGCCAAUCCCAAUUGUUACUGUACAAAAUAUACCACAACAACAGCAUCAACCAGAAUUAUAUAGAAAUAAUAUUCAACCACAAAUACAAUUUGAGCAACCAAAAUUGGGACCCAUGUUUGUAAAUAAUGCACCAAUCGUACAACAACCGCCCCAAUCACAUCCUUCGAUUGCACAACAGCAAAAUUAUGACUCGCAGAAUGAUUGGUAUAAUAAUAAUAAUACCAUAGAGAAUGAACCUAUAAAUACUACAAAUUACGGUUCUCAAUCUGAACAACAUUUUAAAAUACCAACACAGGUUGGCUUUCGUGGACGUGGAGGUUGUAUAAAUCGCGGUGGCAUACGGAUAAUAAAUCAACCGCUGCAAAAUAACACCCUUCUUCGUACUAUACCUACUGAACCAGAGUAUAAUCGACCAGUUCGAAAUCAAUAUCCUCGAAAAUUUCAACAAAAUACUGGAGCUUUUAUUGAUAAUAAUCAACAAAUGAAUAUACCUCAACAGAAUGCAUAUAAUCAACCACAUCUAGUACCCACAUAUAAUCAACCACAAUUUCAAAAUCAGCAACAAUUUACUCCACAUCCACAGCAACAAAUGUUUGCUCCAAAUGAACCUCAACAACAAUUUAUUCCAAACAAUUUUAAUCAUCCCCCUGAAAAUAUUCAAUCAUAUCCACCUCAAGCAAAUGUUCAAAUGCAUCAAAAUCAACAAUCGUACCCUCCUCAAGGUAAUGUUCAAAUACAACAUCACCAAAAUCAACAAUAUAUUCCACCAUUGAAUCAACAAGUAAUACAAAGGGCCCCAUCACAACAUACGAAUCCGCCAUUACAUAAUGGUGAGUAUUCACGACGUGUUAUACAUAAACGUCAUGGCGAGAAUCAACAAGUAAUCCGACGACCAUAUAAUCAAAAUCUUCGUUCACCACAAAAACGUAAUAAUCCCAUACACUCAAAUGAAGUGAGCCCAAAGAAAAAGAAAGCAUUAGAUUUUCGUAAUUUACAAGAAGUUCCUCGUGUGGAUGUGCCAGAUACAACAGUUUUCUUCGAAGAUAGAAAUCCAGCUCCACAGGUAGUCGAAGAAGAGGAUGAAGAAACACGAGCAUAUCGUUUACAAAUUGAAGAACAGAGAAAAUUGCGAGAGCAACUUAUUAAACAGAAAGAAGAACGUCGUAAGAAGGCUGCAGCACAAGCUAGCCAAUCUGGAAGUGAAGUGAGCACAACAACCGGUAAUAUUGCAAUUCCAAAAGUACAAAAUCAACCACAACGGAAAAUUAUUAAACCGUUAAUGGAGCGAAAGAUUUUACCACCUAUGCAACAAAAUAAAAACCGUUUAAUUGUAUUAACAAAUCAACAAAAGCAAACGAGUAUUGUGCGGCCAACACUUAAUAAAGUCAUUAAUCGAAACCUGGUCAAGAUCGAGAAUAAACAAAUAAUGCCAAACACCGUGUCCAGUACACAACCUAUUAAAAAACCAUUGCUUUUAAGCAAACGAGUUGUUCGUGCAAUACCACGCCAAACAGAAUCGGUGACAUCAGCGUCAUCAACAACGCAAACACUGACUUCGGAAACAUCUGAAAGCGGUGAUGAUGUCAUCGAUAAAGAACAUUUAACACAAUUUCUAAGCACUCGAACGGUUGUUCCAAAAGCACCCUCAACUGCGGUGAAUGGAACAAUAACAAAUAAUGCGUCAGCAUUACUUAAAACUAAUAUUGUAAAGAUUAGUAAUCUCUCAGCUAGUACAACAGAACUCAAGAUAAGAAAAUUAUGUAAAGGUGUGGGUCUUAUCCAGAAUAUUCAAAUGUCACCAAAUCUAGGGCAAGCUAUUAUUCGUUUUAAGAAUAUUGCUCAUGCACAUAAUUUCUACAAGAAAUAUCAGCGUAAAAUGGUGGAUUUAUCAUUAAUCGAUGUUACACUAAUUCCAGCAUCGUAAACAAAUUUAAUAAACAAUUGUAAUAAUGACAUUUAUCUGCAAGCUAUAUGUUCAACAGUUUUGUGUUUGCUUUAUAAAAUGCAUAGUUUUAAACCAUUGAGGAAAACACUUAUGCAAAUGUUGUUACUUAUUAUAACAAUUAGUUUUAAGUAAUAAUAAUUUUAUGUAA